Saccostrea cuccullata (small rock oyster) is the source of this 1506-nucleotide messenger RNA. Its product is annotated as papilin-like. The transcript has 4 exons. The coding region runs from base 1 to 1506 and encodes 501 amino acids. NCBI's taxonomy places the organism in Eukaryota, Metazoa, Mollusca, Bivalvia, Ostreida, Ostreidae. The record is from RefSeq and is a predicted model, not a curated record.
AUGACAAAGAAAUUUAGGAAUAAAGUUAAACCUACAGAUCAGGCAACCAAAGAAUAUAGAAGCCCAAAGAACAUCGGAAUACAGCUUAAGAUAUCUAGCAGAAAGAAGGGGAAACAGGGGCGCUUCUUUUCUAUCAAAGAAAUGGCUGAUUCUCCUGUCAAGAAAACAGUUACAAGUGUUUCAACAGAAACUGGGGACCAGAUUUCUGACCUGGACAACCUUCCCUCCACGUCCAGUCAGCCACAGGAAAUGACUGAAGAAGGUGAGAAGAGUGGAGACAGGGAAUCGGUCUCAGUGCUAAGAACUGAAGGAGUGGAAAGUACAGACCACUCAGAGGAAUCUCAGCUUGGUUGUGGUCUACCUGAUCUGAUCCCCCCUCAGGACCAACGAAGGCAAGAGGAAACAAAUCCUGGGGGAGUAGUGGAGAAAGUUGAGGAAACGUCUCCACUGUCCAAAGUACCCAGGUCAGUGGAAGUGACCGUCACAGCAGACAGCAAUGAGGACUUCGCAGGGGCCAUAAUAUCCAUCCCAAACACUGAAACCACACCAAAGAAGAAUUCUGAAGGAGAAUUCACCAUCAGUUCAUGGGUGGAAAGUGCUAACUUGUCACCUCAGAAAACCCCUCCAGCUCUUAUGGAGGAGGUUGCCAUGGAUGGACAUAGUUCUCAAAACAGAGACAGUUCUUGUUCUGACUUGCUUGCCAAGGCUUUACACGAGGCCAUGAUAAGUCAGUCAGAUGUGUCUAUGACGUUAGAUUCCUCACAAUUAGGCAACAAACCACAGAGUACAUCUAGUCCAAUAAAAACCUCGGUGUCUUCAACUAAUUUUGGAUUUUCAAUAGUAUCUGAAAAAGAGACAAAAGAGACUAAGAAUAUGGCCAAAAAUGUAGAGAAGUCAGAUUCAGAAAAAAGCUUUUUAUCAAGUGCUAAACAAUUAGACUUUAGUCCUACAGAUAGACAGAAGAAGAAAAUAAGUGAGAAAAGAAGAAUAGUACCCAAACCAGUCACUGCAGAAACAAGUUGUGUCUCGCCUGCAUUUUCUUUGUCCAGCAUAGACAAUGUUGAAUUCCUUAAAAGUCCCUCAGCCUCUAGCCCUGUUAUUGCCUACACAAACUCCCCAGUGUUCCACAAUGACAAUUCCAAUCUGUCUUUAAAAGUAAGCCCAAAUCCAAAGUCGUGUUCCACAGAGGAGUCUGUAUCGGGAUCUUCAGCUGGCCAAGGUCUGAAACUAAAACUGAGUAAAAACCAGAAUGUGGCCUCUCCAUCUGGGAACAUUAUUUCCAGUGUUGUUGGAUGUGGUCAAGAAGAACCUAAAGGAAGUCCUAGUUCCACUCAGGCAUCGGAUGCACCAGUUGAGAAAAGAGAGACAACUCCUGCAACACCACAGAUUGAAUGGACAAGUUUGAAUGCAAUAAUAGAGAGAUUCAACACUCUGUUGGAGAUGCUGGCUGACGAGACGCCUAGUGAAGAAGACACAACAGAGGAGACAACAGAGUCCUCCAGCUGA